Copidosoma floridanum is the source of this 573-nucleotide messenger RNA. RefSeq lists its product as uncharacterized. The record is from RefSeq and is a predicted model, not a curated record. Lineage: Eukaryota; Metazoa; Arthropoda; Insecta; Hymenoptera; Encyrtidae.
UCCUAACCUUUUUACCUUGUAUAUAAGUUUAGUACCGUACGUAAUAAUACGUUCAUAAACAAAUCCUUCACACGUUGUACGGGUCGAUGUGUGCAUUUACAAAAUGACGGAAUCAACAAGUAUUAUUGCAAGUAGGAAUCGCGAGUGUACGGCGUGUAGAGUUGUAAGUGGUUCUGGUCUCAUUGGAGCUGGUAUUUACGUCGCUUACCAUUCACAAAAAUUAAAUAAACUACCAGGAAAAGUAAUGAUGUUCGGUCUAGCUGCAACAAUCGGAGGAUUAGGGGUGGCGAGAAUUUGGGAUCUGCCACCGUUUCGACAUCAAUUUUCUACCCAAUAAUUAUUCGGUUACGAAUUGUUGAUGAUGUAUUACAGUUGUGUUUUCUAUUUAUAUUUCAUGUCAAGUCUAAUUUUGUACAGUUUUGUGUAAGGCCCCUAAAUAAACUAUUAGAUUAUUGAUAAAUUUCUGGGUAUUCAAAAAUGCAAGUUUUCAUUACCUACAUGUAUGUUGUCUACAACUGAUAAUUUAAGAUUUGUACAAAUACUCAGGAUUUAGUAACUAUUUGUGUGGAGUUA